This is a messenger RNA of Suillus bovinus, 1254 nucleotides long. RefSeq lists its product as uncharacterized. The coding region runs from base 1 to 1254 and encodes 417 amino acids. The record is from RefSeq and is a predicted model, not a curated record. The transcript has 18 exons. Lineage: Eukaryota; Fungi; Basidiomycota; Agaricomycetes; Boletales; Suillaceae.
AUGGAUCGGAGUGUGUCUUUGGAUAGUGCAACCUCCGAGAAAUAUUUUCGAGUCGCAUCCAUAUCCAUCGCGUUUUACGAUUAUCUCAUCACGCUUCCCGCAGAAUGGCGGUUUUACCGAAGUCAAUCAUCAAUUUUCCAUCUCAGCCUUUCCUGCGUCUUGUUUAUUCUCAUACGGUAUAUCAGUGUCCUGGUCAUGGCACUCAGUAAUUACGGAUACUUUGCCACCGGAUUUACACAACAAACGUGCCAAUAUUACUAUCUCGCGACGCCUGCCUUCAAGGUCAUACAAUCUAUGAUAUCACAGAUCAUCCUGGGUGUUAGGACGUUCAAUAUCGCAAGGAGAGAUAAGACACUAGGAAUUUUACUGUUACUGCUAUACUUCAUCACCAUUUCGGUGGAAUGGUUCACCAACCUAUAUCACCGAAUCCCUGUCGUUGCUCAAGGAAACUGCACCCCGGUAAAUUCUGGCAAGCUAUUGUCUGCCUGGAUCUACUACCUCGCCGCAAUGUUAUAUGACCUGAUAAUGUUGACGAUUUCCACCAUACAUCUUCUACGUUAUGAUCCGCUCAGCAACAGGUUUGCUAAUUCAUUACCGUCGUUAGAGUGGGUCGAUUGGCAAGUCUGCUCUGCCUGUAACAAUCACCCUCCUAAAAUGUCUUUAGCGACGAACCUAUUAAACCUCAUUCUUUAUCACACGAGCAAUGCCGAGACCCAGGCGUCGGGGGCAUCAAUGGGUUAUGCUGUAACAUGGAUUAUGAGCCAACGGAUUCUUAUAAAUAUACGAGAAAUGACAGAGCCAGACCCUCGAUACUUGGAAAACGUAGUCAUCGCGCGUCCCGCCACAUUCAGCAGCGCGCGGAAGAAUGCGAUGUCCGGUCUCCGCUCGCAGUUCGAAUUAAAAAGCCACUCUAAAAAUUCUAAAAGCCCCAUUAGUCCAGAGUUCCCGCCCACAUCAUCUCGCAGUGGGCAUCCCGAUGGCGUGGAACUCGAUGGUGCUGUCUUCGUAACUUUCCCAACUUGGGGCUGCGUGGAGGAUACAAAGGAUUAUCGAUUAUCACGAACGACAGCAAUCGCCACGAGACUCGUAGGAAGUUGCUUGGUGUGUACUACCGAGUGGCGGGGAUCCAAGGGCCAGACUGGUCGCGAGUUUAAUAUGAGCGCAUACAUGGCUUCCCAGUGGAAGUUGAGGCCUGAGGCGCCCCGCGCGCAAAAGAUCCGCAACUCGGCGCAUGCGUUUACAGCGCCAAUGUGA